This is a messenger RNA of Recurvomyces mirabilis, 231 nucleotides long. RefSeq lists its product as uncharacterized. NCBI's taxonomy places the organism in Eukaryota, Fungi, Ascomycota, Dothideomycetes, Mycosphaerellales, Teratosphaeriaceae. The record is from RefSeq and is a predicted model, not a curated record. The transcript is spliced from 2 exons. Bases 1 to 231 code for a protein of 76 amino acids.
AUGCUAGGAUUAGAAGCUUGGGAUCCAGUCAACCUUCUGGCGACCAACAAAUUCCAGAGCCGGAAGCAGCUCAUGUUCGAGAUCAUGGUGACGCGGUCCAAGAGGAUACGGACGACGAGCGAGAAGCUAGCGAACUACGCACACCGGCUCAGCUCCAAGCGACAAAGCAAGGACGCCUUUCUCGGAUUAUCAGUCCUGGACUACCUCGGACCUUAUGGUAUGGUGGCGUAA